CCAGCCAACGACGGACAGCACACGAUGAACGUGAAUGACGCCAUGCAAAGCCAAAUGCAAAUGCCAUCCACCGCAGCCCCGAACGAUACCUACCCGCACCAGAUAACCGGGCUGGGAGGCCCAACAGCGACGGCCCCGUUUCUGCAGGACUUUAGUCUCGUUGCCGAGGCUGCCAAACGGGCGCAGAUGUCUGUUGUCAUGCGUGAUUUGGAG
Molecule: messenger RNA, 213 nt
Organism: Aspergillus wentii DTO 134E9
Lineage: Eukaryota; Fungi; Ascomycota; Eurotiomycetes; Eurotiales; Aspergillaceae
Exons: 1
Source: RefSeq, a predicted model, not a curated record